UGUUCGUGGACGGAUAAAGUGGGCAGCCGGCGGCGGUGGAGCUCAGUCUGGAACCAGCGGGAGCAGUGCACUCUGGGAAAUCUGUCAGGACGACAUGCAGUCCAUCAUCGCUAAGAAUGGAUGUGAGACUCCGGAGCCGGUGAAAGCUCAAGUUAAAGGUUCCAUCCCGUCCUGGCUGCAGGGCACUCUGCUGAGGAACGGACCCGGCCUCUUCUCGGUGGGCGACUCCCAGUACAACCACUGGUUCGACGGUCUGUCGCUCAUCCACAGCUUCACCUUCGGGAACGGUGAGGUGACGUACAGAAGUAAGUUUCUGAAGAGCGACACCUACAAGAAGAACGUCAAGGCCGACAGGAUCGUUGUCUCUGAGUUUGGAACCAUGAUCUACCCUGAUCCCUGCAAGAAUAUCUUCUCAAGGGCAUUCACCCACCUCUCCAACGUCAUCCCCGACUUCACCGACAACAACCUGAUCAACAUCAUCCGUUAUGGUCAGGACUACUACGCCUCCUCCGAGGUCAACUACAUCAACCAGAUCAACCCUGACACCCUGGAAACUGUCAGCAAGAUGAACUACAGGAACCACAUCGCGCUGAACUUAGCGACAGCUCACCCCCACUACGACGAUGAGGGCAACACCUACAACAUGGGCACCGCGAUCAUGGGCUUUGGCCGGCCCAAAUACGUCAUCUUCAAGGUCCCGGCAGAUGCUUCAGAUAAAGAGCACAAGAAGCCAGCGCUGAGAAAAGUGCAGCAGGUCUGUUCCAUUCCUUUCCGCUCCACACUGUUCCCGAGCUACUUCCACAGCUUCGGCAUGACGGAGAACUACAUCGUGUUCGUGGAACAGGCAUUCAAACUGGACAUCAUCAAACUGGCCACGGCCUAUUUCAGGGGCGUCAACUGGGGGGGCUGCCUUAAGUUCGACAAGGACGACAUCAACUUGUUCCACGUCAUCAACAGAAAGACGGGAAAGGUGAUCUCCACCCGUUUCUACAGCGACGCCAUGGUGGUUUUCCACCACAUCAACGCCUACGAAGACGACGGCCACGUGGUGUUCGACCUGAUCGGCUACAAGGACGGCAAGCUGUACGACAUGUUCUACCUCCACAACAUAAAGCAGGAGACCGACAACUUCAUCGAGACCCACAAGAGCUUUUCACAGCCGAUCUGCCAGAGAUUCGUCCUGCCACUCAACGUCCACAAGGAGUCUCCAAGAGGAUCCAACCUGGUGACCCUAAAGGACACUUCGGCCCAGGCAGUAAUGCAGGAGAAUGGAUCGGUCUACUGCCAGCCAGACACUCUGUUUGAAGGUCUGGAGCUGCCGGGAAUCAACUACGACUUCAACGCAAAGAAGUACAGAUACUUCUACGGCUCCAGGCUGGAGUGGUCUCCACAUCCCAACAAGAUCGCCAAGUUCGACAUCGUCACCAGGACGCACAUCGAGUGGAAGAAGGACAACUGCUUCCCUUCGGAGCCGGUCUUCGUCGCAUCUCCAGGCGCUGUGGAGGAAGACGAUGGAGUCAUCCUGUCGUCCGUCAUUUCUCCAGAUCCCAACAUUUCUCCAUUCAUGCUCGUCCUCAACGCCAAAACCUUCGAGGAAAUCGCCCUAGCCUACAUCCCCACCAGCGUCCACAUGGACCUUCACGGACUCUUCAUCCCGGCUGCUGUUUGAUUCGUGAUGGAGUCCAUUUUGUUCAUGUUUUUAAAGGAUGACAUGAACCCGAACUGUUUAUAUUCAGUUUAAAAGCACUUUUAAGGACAGACUGCACAGAUAGAUUUUUGCUGAUUUCUAGAAAGACAGGAAGUCAUGCUGUAGGUGAACCCAUAGACAGGCGGAUUAAUCCUGAAAAACCUCCUGGGCCUCAUGAGAACGUGACUUUUAUGAUGUCCUGGGGCCCAGAAAUCGGUUGUUAAAUGGUGUUUUAGACUGAAAUGUUCCUGAAUCUACCCAUCACUACUAAAGGACUGGAAAAGUUGUAAAUAUUUGCAGGAGCAGCGAUACUCACCGUACGUCUAAAACUAAAAAACAACACUGUAUCGUAGCAUUUUCUAUGUUCAGAUGGUUCUAGAACUAAAAUCAAUCCUACGUGUUUCAGUUAAAAACUAAAAUGUGAAGUAAAAUUGGAGUUUUCCGCUGAACACAGAGCGGAAACUAAUAAAAACUGUAAGUAGUUAAAUAUCUGCAGUAUGUGGAGCUCCAUUAUCUCCAUGGUUGGUAACAUCUGGAAACAUGUUGGACAUGUUGAUGUCAUUUUUAUCAAUCAAUAACCAAAAAAUA
Messenger RNA from Amphiprion ocellaris (clown anemonefish), 2275 nucleotides. RefSeq names its product beta-carotene oxygenase 1, like (gene bco1l). Bases 95 to 1669 code for a protein of 524 amino acids. The record is from RefSeq and is a predicted model, not a curated record. Gene Ontology annotation, biological process: retinal metabolic process; carotene catabolic process. Gene Ontology annotation, molecular function: beta-carotene 15,15'-dioxygenase activity; carotenoid dioxygenase activity. The transcript is spliced from 11 exons. Lineage: Eukaryota; Metazoa; Chordata; Actinopteri; Pomacentridae.